GACAGCCCCAGCGCUGUAGAGAGAGGGAGAGGAGGAGAGGAGGAGGACAGGAGAGGAGGAGGUGGAGGCAGACCGAGGAGAAGCAUGAAGAAUAUCCCCGGUAUCUAAGCUACCAGACGGGGAGAACAUCUCGUCCUCCCUCGCUCGUUAGGGGCCGACUGGAAGAGGAGGGAGGCAGCGAGGCUGAGGGCAGGAUGGAGGACGAGAAGAAGCAGUUUCUCUGCGGGGUGGUGGAAGGUUUCUAUGGGAGGCCCUGGACUAUGGAUCAGAGGAGGGUUCUCUUCCAAUGGAUGCAAAGCUGGGGGUUGAACACCUACCUGUACGGCCCAAAAGAUGACCUGAAACACAGACUGUUGUGGAGAGAAGUCUACUCUCAUGAGGAGGAGGGUCAGCUGCGUACUCUCAUAAAGGAGGCCCAGUCGAGAGGUCUGAAGUUCGUUUACGCCCUCUCUCCCGGUCAGGACAUUGUCUUCUCUUCUUCCUGUGAUCUGACGCUACUCAAACGCAAGCUGAGACAGGUAUCAGACCUGGGCUGCCAGGCGUUUGCCAUUCUGUUCGAUGACAUCGAUCACUCCAUGUGUCAGGCGGACAGCGAGGCCUUUUCUUCAUUCGCCCACGCUCAGGUCACUGUAACCAAUGAGAUCUAUCAGUUCUUGGGGGAACCACCCGUCUUCCUAUUCUGCCCUACUGAGUACUGUGGUUCUCUGUGUUCUCCCAGCGUAUCAAAGUCUCCCUACCUGCAGACUGUUGGAGAGGAUCUGCUGCCCGACAUAACAGUGAUAUGGACCGGCAGUAAGGUCAUCUCCAGGAAAUUGUCUGUCGACUGCCUGGCUGAGGUGGAGUCCGUCCUCCAGCGCCCCCCACUCGUCUGGGACAACCUGCACGCUAACGACUACGACUCCAGACGUCUCUUCCUGGGGCCUUUUAAGGGCAGGGAGCCUCAGCUGAGGAGCCACCUGAGAGGCCUGCUACUCAACCCCAACUGCGAGUUCGAAGCCAACUACAUCCCUCUGCACUCGCUGGGGAGCUGGUACAGAGCUGGAAAAGAGGAGAGGAAAGAGGAGGAGUGUGACUACUGUCCUGAUAGAGCUCUGUCCGCUGCACUACAGGAUUGGAUGGAGGAACUCAACCAGCCACUACAAGCAGGUCGGCAGAGCACACGAUCAGACCAGCGUUCCUCCGCUACGUCAACUCGCUGCAAAACUCCAGACAGAUCCGACUGCUCUUCCUCCUUAAGAGGAACCUCCGCCGUGGCCAAGCUGCCUGUUUUCCCCCUGAACUCCAGCUCGCCCCCAUCGUCCCCCACUAAGGUCAAGGGGGACACGGAGGGACGAGAGGGGGAGAAGAAGAGGUCGAACCAGCCUAGUCAACCUCAAGGAUCCAGGCCUGUUGCACCCCCUGGUGGAGGCAGGGGACAGAAGGCCCAGGGUUGGGGGCUCUGUGGAGGGAAGGGCCUACUAAGUGAGUCCCAGGUGCGGCUACUGGUUGGUCUUUAUUAUCUGCCCCACGAGCACGGCCCGUCCGCCCAGAAACUACUGCAGGACCUGACCUGGCUGAAAGCAAACUGCCACCUGGUCAGCGCCAACAACAAGAAGACGCCGCCUCAGAAGAUUGACGAGUGGCGUGGCCGCUCCUCCAGGGUCCUGUCCCUGUGUGAAGACAUAGCACAGCUCCACUGCAGCGUGGUGGGAGGGGCCAACAGGGCAGUGCUCUACGACCUUUACCCUUACGUGUGGGACCUGAGGAACACGGCUUUGGUGGCAAAAGCAUUCAUAUGCUGGCUGGAUGGACGAGUGUUGAGUGACAGCUCCACCCUGGGCACCUGGAGGAACUGCUUCCACUGGUGCGGGAAGACCACAGGGGCCGACCUACUGGGAGUGGAAUCAGAACCGUGGGCGUUCAAAGGGGGCGUGUCUGGGGAGGUGCAGAUGCUUCUCCCAAUAGGCAGCAGCAGUGACCUCUUCACUCAUCCUCCUCCUCUCUUCCCUACCUCUCGUCUCUACAACAUCAGGCCCUACCAUGGCAAGGACAAGUUGGAGUUGUAUCGGAUGGUGCGCCAGCUCCACCUGAGGACUCAGGGCGGCCAAGAGUCCAGUGUUGCUCACCCAGAUGUCGUAGGAGACAGAUGUCUCGGUCCGUGCCUGGCGUUGUGCCCGGAGUACUGCUUCAUCCUGGAGGAUGAGUUGGGCGUGUGCGGCUGCGUGUUGGGCAUCUUGGAAGUUCGCUCCUUUGCCAAGCGGUGUCAGGCCAGCUGGAUGCCUGCCAUGAGGGACAAAUACCCACCUAAAGGGGGCAACACACAACCCAAAACACAGGACCUGAUCCAGCUGAUGGAGGAGGACCAGGGAGAGUACCCAGACUCCCUCCUCUAUCACUUCCCCUCUCAGCUGCGACUGGACGCCCUGCCUGAGCUGGUGGACGUCAGCGUCAGCCGCACCCUGCUCACCGCCCUCCUCACCGCACUCAAGGCCAACGGUUCUCAGGGUGUGUUCUGCGAGGUGCAGCCGACCGACCGUCAGCGGCUGGAGUUCCUGACGAAACUGGGCUUCCUGGAGAUCCUCAGAGGAGAAGCCAGGAGCAGAGAGGGAGUGGUGCUAGGGAGGCUGCUCUGAACAUAAACACACACUCACACACAUACACACACCACCAAAAACAAGACACUAGCACUCACGCAGUAGAUACACAGAGGCACUUCUUGCAAACACAGAAACAGAGUGUUUAGUACGGCACAGACACGCAGGACAGAAAACGUAUCUUUAAGGGGACAAUCCUGGAUUCGUGUGAGUCUGUGUGGCAGCCGUAAUGGGGAUGAACCCAGAGAUUUCUGGGGGAUUUACAAAAUAUAAAAAAUAAGCUUCAGUUUAAACCUUCAGCAGAGCUGUGCUAAUCUAUCUCGGAUUCCACCCCCUGGCUACGGAUUACAAGAUUUAGUCACAAGAAAAUCAACAACGGAAUAGUUUGAGAUGGGAGCAGAGCAGUAGAUCACGGCAGCUGGUCAUUUACCAGUCCGCUCUCUAUAUAAGGCACCCUUUCGCGGCGGUAUGAGACGCACCGGGCGUUCCAUUAACUACAAUGUAAACCCGUCCAUGGCAACAGUUAACGCACAGGGAAACUGCUGUGGUGACGUAGUUUAAAUAGCAAGAAGACACACAGGGUGGGCAGGAGGGGAGGUGGAUGGGUCCAUCAAACACAAGGUUUUCAUCCAGGAGACAGCUGUUCAUUUGUGUCUCAUGUUCACAACGUCCAGUCACGUGUGCACUGUAAAAAACGUAAUAUUUUUAAGCCCAACCAUGUUGUUUUUUCCUAAGCCUACCUGAGGCCUGUACUACGAAGCAGGAUUUGGCGUUAGCGAGGUAACUUCAGGUUUAACCCUUCAGGGUUUUCCGUCCUACGAUGGUGGU
Sebastes umbrosus (honeycomb rockfish) is the source of this 3401-nucleotide messenger RNA. RefSeq names its product protein O-GlcNAcase. The transcript is spliced from 17 exons. Bases 195 to 2612 code for a protein of 805 amino acids. Gene Ontology annotation, molecular function: beta-N-acetylglucosaminidase activity. The record is from RefSeq and is a predicted model, not a curated record. Lineage: Eukaryota; Metazoa; Chordata; Actinopteri; Perciformes; Sebastidae. Gene Ontology annotation, biological process: glycoprotein metabolic process.